Penicillium verhagenii is the source of this 2487-nucleotide messenger RNA. RefSeq lists its product as uncharacterized. NCBI's taxonomy places the organism in Eukaryota, Fungi, Ascomycota, Eurotiomycetes, Eurotiales, Aspergillaceae. Gene Ontology annotation, biological process: carbohydrate metabolic process. The transcript has 2 exons. The coding region runs from base 1 to 2487 and encodes 828 amino acids. The record is from RefSeq and is a predicted model, not a curated record.
AUGUUUCGCUCUGGCCAGAGAAAGGUUGAUGCCUACUUCCGAGCCCAGAAAAUCAGCGUGGGAAAAGCUCCCAGCAUCCACAGUACUCAGUUUCGCGAAUUCACUUUGACGCCGGAUUCCCCGUAUGCCACGCUAGACUAUGGCGCGGAUGUGGCCGGAUUUCCCACAUUCGAAGUCGAUCGCCUUUCUAAACCUGCACAAAUUGAAGUGAAGUACAGCGAGCAGUUCACGGGACUCCUCCAGCCACUCAGCGAUGGGCCUAGUCUCUUUGUGUCGAGUCUCUCAAAUUCAUUUCGAGUCGAAACCUUUAACGUCACUCAAUCUGGAGAAUUUGAUUCUGGGUUGAUUCAAGGGGGCCAGCGCUGGCAAAGCAUUCGGUUGCUCACAAACAGCUCAGUCACCUUCCGGGCAGUCUCCUUCAAAUCCACCGUUGGUACGGUGGACACUGAAAGCCUUCCCGGAUCGUUUCAUUCGUCGAGCCCCUUCUACAACGAGAUAUGGGGAUUGGGUGCACGUGCCGUCUCGCUGGCUUGUUUUGACGCAGGCUCACAGAAGUCCAUCUGGUCGGUCUCCGGCGAAGGGGUCUUGGUGUCAAGCAGCGUCCCCAGUUACUCGUUGAAAAGUUACGAUUUUGAAGAAUAUGACUUGCAUUUUGACGCAAAGAUUGCUCGAGGGGGAGUGCUCUGGUCUACUGGUUACAAUUUCGGCAUUCGGUCCAAGGGAGGUGUUCUCAUCAACCUGGCCAGUAAUUACCCAGCAGAUUCUACUUUCGUCAACGUCAAUAAAACCCUCUUCCCACCGUCGACUAUCACGCUGGCCUAUGGUGUGAAUUUCGUUAACCAAACUACCUUGACUUCCUACCCACUGGACUCCUUCUCUGUACCCUUUGAUGUCCUGGAAGAUACCUGGUACCAUAUCACGACCACUGUCCGCUCAGGAUAUCUGGCUGUCAGCCUGAACCGGACUCAAGUUUUCAAUAUUUCUCUGGAUAGCUACUAUUUUGGUGGUGGCUCCAUCGAUAGUGCUGGUGCGUUUGGCUUUGGGGCAUGGCAAGACCAAUCUGCCCAUAUUCGCAACGUCACGGCACUGGAUACAAAUCGUCAGCUCAUCUAUCAGAAUUCGAUGACGAAUGCCACAGCGGUCUUACCGGAGUACGGUGUCCAUAGCAAUUAUUUUUCGGAAUGUGUGGAUGGUGCCAAAAGAGAUCGCUUGGUGUGGCAAGGAGACUUCUUGCACACCAGUCGCAUCAUCGGUGUUACUACCUACCGGGGUGACCAUGUCACUGGUACCUUAUCACAGCUUCUGGCCUACCAGCUUUCCACCGGCCAGCUACCUACGGCCCCCUCUCUUGGAUAUUCACCAACAACAAAUGGCUCGAUCUUUGCCGUGGCAAACGCCGCGUACCUUCUUCCGGACUAUCACAUUCUUGCUCUUAUGUCGUUCGUUUCCUACAUGGAGUAUUCUGAUGAUGUUCAGUAUGCACAGAAACACUGGGAGGCUUGGAAGCUCGCGGUCAAUUGGCUUGUAUCAUAUCGCAGCAACUCAACUGGAUUAAUCGACUUCAGCCUUUUUGGAACCGCCUUUCUCGGUCCCACCAGUGGUUCUGCCAUCAACACCGCUGCUGUUGGGGCUAUUGAAGGUAUGGCUUUAGUAGCCGAAGCUGUUGGAGAUGUUUCCUCAUACAAUAAAUGGAAAGCAGUCGCCAUCUCGCUCAAGAAGGUCGUGAAUACUGCAUUCUGGAGCGACGAGUAUGGCAUUUACUCCAUUGCUACUUCGGAUCCGGGCAACUACUCCGUUGCUGGCCUCGGAUUUGCUAUUACCUCUGGCUCGGCAAAUCACACGCAAGCUCAGCUCGCUUUGUCGCAUGUACCAUCCCUCAAGCUGGGUCCAGGAUAUCGGGAUUCAAGUAAAAUUCUUUCAUCCGACUCCUCUGCCAAUCUGUCGCCGAAUACGAACGGCUUUCUUCUCCAGGCUAUCUUGGAGCAGAAGAAGGCGGACCUUGCAACCUUUUUGUUUCAAAAUCUGUGGGGUGCAAUGAUUGCCAACACAUCAAGCCAUUCGGGAGCUAGCUGGGAGUAUGUGAAUCAGCAGUUGAAGCCUGGCCUUGGGCAAUUUACUUCACUCAGCCAUCCUUGGGGUGGUGCAGCUACUUACACCCUUACCAACUAUGUGGCUGGUAUUCGGCCCGCGAGCUUCGGAUAUAAAACGUGGGUGGUCGAGCCGGCCUAUGUAGGCUUUGGAUUGGACGAGGUCAACGCGACGGUGCCCACCCCGCAUGGUCCUUUGCGCGUAGCUUGGAGCGUGAAAGACUAUUUGGUCAGUGUGACGAUUGAUUCCCCAGCGGGCACAAUUGGAAAACUGGUCUUGAGCAAGGACUGGGCGUGCGGGCAGGAGAUUAUGCCCGAAAAUUGUGAGAAAGCCACGGACUUCAUUCGCGAGAUCCAGGGAGGGAAAACUGAAACUUUCGUACAUCGAAUGGUGAUUUAA